AUGAAGCCUUCAGUCGCAGAACACUUCCAACACUCUUGCCGCACUACUCCCAUACCAGCACUCCUCGAUGAGCUCGCUGAUCUACACCCGCACCAGCCUCUGGUGUCAAUCCCAUGCGAUAGCCAUGAUGUGAGUGCGGGAUACCGUGACGUCUCCUAUGGUGAGUUCGCGCGUGCCGUGAAUCGCGCCGCCUGGUGGAUCGUCGAGACCCUCGGUUCGCGAAGCUCGAGCUUUGAGGCAUUGCAUUAUGUUGCGCCGCAGGACCUGUCAUACAUGGUGUUAGCAGUGGCGGCUGUGAAGACAGGAUAUAUUACUUUAACAUGUCAUCCGGCAGCAGGCUUGGACACACAUAUAUCUCUUAUCGAGAAGACGAACUGUCAAUAUCUUCUGCAUCCUGCUCCCGGAUUUCCUAAGGCGAAAUCCAUUCUUUCUGCCCAGCCACACAUGAAACCUAUCAUGGCGCCAACUCUCGACUUCUGGCUGUCAGACUCAGACGUCCCUGUCCUGGUAUACCCCUACAACAGGACCCUAGGUGAAGUGCUCCAAACUCCCUUUGCAGCAAUCCACACCUCAGCGACCACCGGGACCGCCAAGCCCAUCUUCAUGACACAUGCCACAAUGAAUCAACAAGCUCUCAUGUAUUUAUGCGCCGAAGACCCGGGAUCGGUGAAUUUCCGGCACUGGCGAGACCAGCGUGUCGCGUAUCUUGCGCCCAUGACCAUCGCAGCGAGCUUCUACACGCUUCUGGGCAUUAACCUAGUUUACAAUCUCACCGUUGUUCUACCGAUUUCCAGCGUCGGGCCCGUCACAGCAGACGUCCUCGACGGCACCAUCCAACACGGCGACGUCCGAUCCGUGAUCGUGAGUCCGAAAUACCUCCGCGAGACAUGCGCCAACCCGUCCUACCUCAACCGUCUCCGCGACCUCUCGCAUCUCGUCGUCGUCGGCGCCCCAUGUCCACUAGACAUCGGGCCUGUCCUUAGCCGAUACGUCCCCAUCACCUACGUCUACGGGUCCUCAGAAGCCAAUGUCUUCCCCAUCCACGUCACCUCCGAUCCCGAGGACUGGGCAUAUCUGAAAUUCGACGAAGUAGCACCGUUUGAAUUCCGGCCCGUGGGACACGGUCUUCACGAGCUGGUCAUUCUAAGAGACGAGAAAAAUAUAGGACAGAGUGCCUUUUACAUGUUUCCCGCUAUGCACGAGUAUCCGAUGAAGGAUCUCUUUCGAAGACAUCCGGAUCCGCGGAAGGCGGGUUUAUGGCGGUAUUGUGGCCGGACGGACGAUUGGACGGAGUCGGAUAGUGUAGGGCAUUUCAUUCCUCGAGAUAUGGAGGUUGUUUUGGAGUCAUGUGCGGCUAUCAAGGGGGCGGUUGUCUGCGAGGAGAGGGGUGGUGGGAUGCCAGUGUUGGUGGAGCUGGAAGAUCGGGUUCUUCAGGAUGGGGAGGGGGUGGGCAGUCAGGAAAAAAGGGAGACAUGGCUGACUGAGAUAUCUGGGUGGAUAGAGCAGGCGAACGCUUUCUCGCCGGUCAAGGGGUGCACCUUGAGGAAUGGGGUCAUCUUCGUCAGUCCCGACAGACCGCUGCCGAGGGGGGUGAAGGGCUAUCCGCAGCGAAGUGCUUCGAAGAGUCUAUAUAGAAGAGAGAUCGAGGAAGCUUAUGCCAGCUGA
Aspergillus affinis is the source of this 1665-nucleotide messenger RNA. RefSeq names its product acetyl-CoA synthetase-like protein. The coding region runs from base 1 to 1665 and encodes 554 amino acids. Lineage: Eukaryota; Fungi; Ascomycota; Eurotiomycetes; Eurotiales; Aspergillaceae. The transcript is spliced from 2 exons. The record is from RefSeq and is a predicted model, not a curated record.